Messenger RNA from Drosophila mojavensis, 1326 nucleotides. RefSeq names its product COP9 signalosome complex subunit 4 (gene CSN4). NCBI's taxonomy places the organism in Eukaryota, Metazoa, Arthropoda, Insecta, Diptera, Drosophilidae. The record is from RefSeq and is a predicted model, not a curated record. Gene Ontology annotation, cellular component: cytosol; COP9 signalosome. The transcript has 2 exons. The coding region runs from base 81 to 1292 and encodes 403 amino acids.
GCCUUAUCGAUAAUAUUUAUUAGUUUUGUCUGCUUUCUUAGUGCUUUUGAGUCAAAGGUAGAGUUUAGCUAACAGGGAUAAUGGGCAUACCAACGGCGGUGCUGCGUACUCAGCUAAUGGGCUUGACCAAUUUUAUUGGCACACACAAAGACCAGGCCGACAAGUACCGUCAGCUGCUGAAAAGUGUGCUCUCAAACACCGGCCCCGAAUUGAUCGAUACACUGAAACUCUUUGUUGAGGCCAUUGUCAAUGAGCAUGUCAGCCUGGUAAUUGCGCGCCAGAUCCUCAACGAUGUGGGCGUCGAGCUAAGUAAAUUGCCCGACGACAUGUCCAAGCAGCUGUCCCACUUUACACUCGAGAAGGUUCAUCCACGCGUCAUCUCAUUCGAGGAGCAAGUGGCUGGCAUACGUUUUCAUCUAGCCAACAUCUACGAACGCAAUCAGCAAUGGCGCGAUGCAGCGACCGUUCUGGUCGGCAUACCCUUGGAAACGGGCCAGAAACAAUAUUCUGUGGAAUGCAAACUGGGCACAUACUUGAAGAUUGCACGUCUCUAUCUGGAGGACAACGAUUCGGUGCAGGCCGAACUUUUCAUCAAUCGCGCCUCAUUACUGCAAGCCGAAACAAAUUCCGAAGAGUUGCAGGUUCUUUACAAAGUUUGCUAUGCCCGCGUUCUUGACUAUCGUCGUAAAUUCAUUGAGGCUGCUCAGCGUUACAACGAACUCUCCUAUCGCAAAAUCGUGGAUCAGGGCGAGCGAAUGACUGCCUUGAAGAAGGCUCUGAUCUGCACAGUUCUAGCCUCAGCUGGGCAGCAGCGCUCUAGAAUGCUGGCUACACUCUUCAAGGAUGAGCGCUGCCAGCAUUUGCCUGCCUAUGGCAUACUGGAGAAGAUGUAUUUGGAGCGCAUCAUACGACGCUCAGAGCUGCAGGAAUUCGAGGCUUUGUUGCAGGAUCACCAGAAGGCUGCCACACCAGAUGGCUCGUCCAUAUUGGAUCGCGCGGUCUUCGAGCACAAUUUGUUGUCCGCCAGCAAAUUGUAUAACAACAUAACAUUCGAGGAAUUGGGUGCUCUGUUGGAUAUACCUGCUGCCAAGGCCGAAAAAAUUGCAUCACAGAUGAUCACGGAGGGUCGCAUGAAUGGACACAUUGAUCAAAUUUCUGGCAUAGUACAUUUCGAGAAUCGUGAGCUGUUGCCCCAAUGGGACCGUCAAAUCCAAUCACUUUGUUAUCAAGUGAAUUCCAUUAUUGAGAAAAUAGGCGUGGCCGAGCCCGAAUGGCUGGAUCAACAGAACUGAAUAAAAUGGGGAUUAGCAUCAUUUGAGAAAUUUA